Cajanus cajan (pigeon pea) is the source of this 1823-nucleotide messenger RNA. RefSeq lists its product as uncharacterized. The record is from RefSeq and is a predicted model, not a curated record. Lineage: Eukaryota; Viridiplantae; Streptophyta; Magnoliopsida; Fabales; Fabaceae.
UGCAGGAGAAGCAUCACAACCCUGCUACAACGCCUGUUUCCCUUCUUCUUCUAUGCUUUCCUCUUACACUCAAAAGUUUCCCAAUUCUAGCCAUGAUGACUUUGAGGCAGCCACAUCUUCCACUCUUCCUCCACACACCCAAUUCACCAACCAUGAGGCCCUCCCCUCUUUGGACGACUCAUACAUCAACUUCACCAAAUCAUACCCUUCAUUUGCCAAUACAUCUCAACUUGAUCGAAUCCGUGCCCAAGAAUAUCAUCACUUGAACCCCUUCAACAUUUGUUUUGACUACACUGGUUAUGGCCUUUUCUCCCACGCUCAGGACCAAUCAUCUUCAUAUGCUUCUUCAUCUUCUCGUCCUCCCCCUCCUCCACCACCCUUCUUUCUCAUCUCUUACAAGUCAGUAACCUUGCACUCUCAGAUACUCUAUGGAGGCCAAGAAUCCGAACUAGAAUCCAAAAUCAGAGGAAGAAUCAUGGCGUUUACGAACAUCUCUGAAGAUGACUACACUCUUGUUUUCAUUGCCAACGAUGUAUCUGCCUUUAAACUUGUAGCAGAUUCUUUUCAGUUUCAGCCUCAUGGAGAGCUUCUCACAGUGUAUGACCACAAGAGUGAGGCAGUGGAUACGAUGAUUGAGACCUGCAAGGAGCAAGGAGUCCAUGUCAUGUCAGCUAAGUUCACCUGGCCAAGUCUCAGUAUCAUGGGAAGAAAACUGAAGAAGAUGGUAAUGUGUAAAAGGGGGAAGAGAAAGAAAGGGCUAUUUGUUUUUCCUCUUCAUUCAGGUGUUACUGGGACACCCUAUUCGUAUAUUUGGAUGUCCUUGGCACAAAAAUUUGGUUGGCAUGUCUUGCUUGAUGCACGUGCAUUGGGUCCUAAGGAGAUGGACACCUUGGGUUUGACUAUGUUUAAGCCUGAUUUUAUAGUGUGUUCAUUAUACAAAGUUUUCGGUCAAAACCCAUCCGGUUUUGGGUGCUUGUUCAUCAAGAAAUCUAGUAUCUCUGCUCUAAGAGAAUCAGGCAAUGCUACAAGCAUGGGAAUUGUAGGCCUCUCUCCAGCAUUUAGAUCAGUGUCACCACAUGGAACUGAACAAGUGUUGUCAUCAUCAGAAAUUGUGGAGUUAAGCACAUGCACAUCCCUUGAGUCGGGUCAAUCUAGAGAAAGAUUAGGCGCAGGCUUAGAAAUUGAGUGUAGAGGAUUGGACCAUGCUGACUCGGUGGGGCUAGUAGUAAUUAGUUGUAGGGGUAAGUAUCUUAUCAAUUGGCUUGUUAAUGCAUUAAUAAGACUUGAACAUCCACAUCCUCCAACUGGGCAUGCUCUAAUUAGGAUAUAUGGACCAAAGAUAAGUGCACAGCGUGGACAUGUUGUGGCAUUUAAUGUGUUUGAUUGGAAAGGAGAAAAGGUGGAUCCUGCAAUUGUACAGAAACUAGCAGGUCGUAACAAUAUCUCUUUAAGUAACGCAUUUUUGCAAAACAUAUGGUUCUCGGAGAGGAGUGAUGAAGAGGGACAAAGGGCUUUGGAAAACAGAGAUAAAGUAUCUAACAAGACACGAAAGAGUGGUUUUGGGAUAACUGUUGUGACAGCUGCACUUGGUUUGUUCACAAACUUUGAAGAUGUAUACAGGCUGUGGGCUUUUCUUUCCAGGUUCUUGGAUGCUGACUUUGUGGACAAAGAGACAUGGAGAUACAUGGCUAUAAAUCAAAAAACCAUUCAUAUAUGAAUUAUUCUUUUUUUGCCUUCCAUCUAGUUGUCUACUAUAUAUCAACUGCAUCCCUUAAGCCUCAUCUACUAAUAACAUCAUCUCAAAUUGUUUUGUUUUUUGGGGG